Olea europaea var. sylvestris is the source of this 1582-nucleotide messenger RNA. RefSeq names its product ABSCISIC ACID-INSENSITIVE 5-like protein 2. Gene Ontology annotation, biological process: positive regulation of DNA-templated transcription. Lineage: Eukaryota; Viridiplantae; Streptophyta; Magnoliopsida; Lamiales; Oleaceae. The coding region runs from base 274 to 1293 and encodes 339 amino acids. Gene Ontology annotation, cellular component: nucleus. Gene Ontology annotation, molecular function: DNA-binding transcription factor activity. The transcript has 4 exons. The record is from RefSeq and is a predicted model, not a curated record.
UAUUUAUUAUUAUUUGUCCGUUUUGGCAUAUAAAUUUGUAUGUCUGUAUUAUUUUGUGCUGAGGUAGAUUGAGCUCUCAGAUUUUUGCAGCAAAGGCUUCUGGGCUUUUUGUUCUCUUGUAGAGAAAUUUGGACCACACUCGCUGCAUGCAAAUUUAUCUUCUUUCCAGAGUUUCUUCUUCAGGAGUUUCAGUGUUCUGUUGAUUAAAGGGUUUUUGGAUUAAUUUCCAGAAAAGUUAAAAUUGAAGAGUGGGCGAGAGAAGGGAAGUGUUAAAUGGCAACUCAAACGAUGGGAUCUCAUGGUGCCCGUAGUAACAGUAUUGGGGGAGAUCCGACCCAAAUGCGAAAUCAAAGUCAGGACCCAAAAUCGAAUCCACUGGAUAGGCAGGGGUCCUUGUAUAACCUCACGUUCGAUGAGGUACAGAAUCAAUUAGGGGAUUUAGGGAAACCGUUAAGUAGCAUGAAUCUAGAUGAACUUCUCAAGACUGUUUGGACUGCCGAGGCUAAUAAUAAAGCUCCGGAAAGUGUUGAUUACAUGUCUGCUGUACAAGGCCCCACCCAAUCCACUUCUGGCUCCUCCUUGAAUCGACAGUCGAGCUUGACACUCUCUAGGGAUUUGAGCAAGAAGACUGUCGAUGAGGUUUGGCACGAUAUUCAGCAGGUGCAGAAGAGGAACAAUCUUGACAGAAAAACCACUCUUGGUGAAAUGACACUGGAGGACUUCUUGGUGAAGGCAGGGGUAGUUGCUGAGUCAUCUCCAAUGGAGAAAGGUUCAGACUCAGUGUUAAGGGUUACCGAUCCAAUGGAUCUACCACAGCAAGCUCAGUGGAUGUCAUAUCAGUUCCCUUUAAUUAACCCACAGCAGCAGCAACAGCAACAGAACAUGCUGCCAUUUUAUGUGCCUGGCCAGUCAGUUCAACAGUCUAUUCCCAUCAGUGGAGACCUGAUGAUAGAUGAAGCCUAUCCUGAAACCCAAAUGACAAUGUCUACAUCUCCUUUGAUGGGGGGCACUUCGUCAGAUACGCAGACGCCUGGGAGAAAGAGACGUGCACCUGAUGAAUUGACUGAAAGGACUGUUGAAAGGAGACAAAAGAGAAUGAUUAAGAACCGGGAAUCUGCAGCACGAUCAAGAGCAAGGAAGCAGGCUUACACUCAGGAGUUGGAGAACAAGGUUUCACGUCUGGAGGAGGAGAACGAAAGGCUUAGGAGACAAAAGGAACUGGAGGUGUUGCCUAGUAUACCACCACCAGAGAAGAAGUAUCAACUCCGCCGCACAAGCUCAGCCCCGAUGUGAGGACUGUAGAUUCAUCAUGUUCUUAUGUCAAUUUGCUGUUCAUUUUGUUGGUGUUUGUUUCUUUUUUACUGUUUAUGCGGGUUACUAUCCUUGUCCAUACGACAGCAUCGGGAUAUUAUCAUCUGGUUGUCUAUCUUGCUGUAACAUCCCUUAGCUGUCCGACCCAGUCGAACUUUUUUCCUGUAUGUACAUUAUUUAGUCUUAACUUGGUAUUUGUGAAACUGUUUGAUAUGUGGACAUUUACCAUCAAGUUUGAUGUCUGAAAUUUUGAAAGAAUUUAUUAGGUCAA